AAUCUGGCUCCCUUCAUGCAGGGAGCUGCCACUUCCACACCCCCACUCCCCUCCCAGCUGGGGGGCAGCCUGCCCCCUGGACCGGCCCUAGCAGCGCAGCGGCCGCCCCGUGUCUCCUGUGUCUCUCCAACCCCCAACUGGCUGAGGGCCCUGCCAUUCGGGCACACCCCCAUGGAUGGGGGGAGAGGAGCCCCAUUCCACAGAAGGGGAAACUGAGGCACUGAACGGGGAAGGGGCUUGCCUGGGCCUGGCUAGACCAAGCAGAACCCAGGGGCCCUGACUCCCGCCCAGCAUGGAGCCCGACCUCCUGCCCCUCGUCCUCACGGCUGAGCCCUGGGCCUUUAACCAGCAGGCCACGGAGCUGGGGCCGGGCGCCCCCAGCCAGGACCCCUGCAACCUCGAGCUGGAGCGUCGCUACCAGGCUGUGCCCGCCGCAAUCUGCGCCCUCUGCUGCCUCUUCGGGGUCAUCUACAGCUGCUUCGGUUACCGCUGCUUCAAAGCCAUCAUGUUCCUGUCGGGGCUUCUCUUCGGCUCCCUGGUCAUCUUCCUGCUGUGCUACAAGGAGCGAGUGCUGGAGACGCAGCUGAGCCUGGAAGUGAGCGCGGGCAUCGCGCUGGGCAUCGGCGCGCUGUGCGGGCUGGUCACCAUGCUGGUGCACAGCGUGGGGCUCUUCAUGACGGGGCUGCUGCUCGGGCUGCUGCUGGCCACAGCUGCCCUGGUGGCCACGGAGCCGCUCUACCAGCCGCAGAGCCUGUGGGUGCCCGUGGGCAGCCUGCUCGGGCUGGCGCUGCUCUGCGCUCUGCUGGCCCUGCGCUGGCAGAAGCCGCUCACCGUGCUGUCCACGGCCGUCUUCGGGGCCGCCGUCAUCGUGGGCUGCGUGGACUAUUUCGUGGAGCUGCUGGCCCUGCUGGGCCACGUCUACGACCGGCUGCGCCUGGCGCCCUCGCCCCCCCUCUGCUGGCACAGCUGGGCCGUCCUGGCGCUCUGGCCGGCCCUUAGCCUCCUGGGCCUCCUGCUGCAGUGGAAACUGACGGCCGAGGGCUACUCGCACACGGACGUGAUCAUCAGCCGGCGGCAGAAGCGGUUGCAGCUGCUGCGGAUCCGGCAGAAGGAGGCCAAGAAACGGCAGAGCCUCCCCCCGCAGGAGGGCAGCUACCGGCGCAAGCCCAACCCCGUCAAGCGCUACGCGGGCGACGUCCUGGCACCGAGCUACAUCCAGAGCCUGCGGGAUCGCCAGCUGGGCCCCAGCACCGCCGCCCACACCGUCCUCGACCUGGACUACGACUGCGGCUCCACCGUGCCCCUGACCGCCCCUGGGCCUGGCGGGCGCCUCUGACGGGGGCAGGGGCUUCACUACAUUCCACUUGUGCCUUAGGGGCAGAGGUGGCAGCGAUGGGGGGAGGGUGGGGAGACUGUUUUGCUGGUGACACUUCACCCCCCCUCACCCCCUGGCGCCCCCUCCCCAGCCCAGCAACUGCGCUUCCCAGGUAGGGUGGGCACCUCCUGCCCCUUUAAAUAUUCAAAGCAGCUGCCUUCCCCUGCCCCUAUUGGCCUGUCCAGAGGGGAGGCGGGGCUCCAGGGGAUACAGCUGGUUCCAUUCGACCUGCUCUCCAGUGUCAGGUUGGGGACCCUGCUCUGGGCCCCCCACAACGUCCAACCGCUCUCGUUCGGACUCCCCCGUUCCUCCUCCCCGGCACUGAGCCAUCGCUGGGGGGUUCUGCCUUGGGGCCCCGAGUUAAAGCUCUCCCCAGGCCGGGCGAGGCCCGUGGGGGCCCAGACGCUGUGCGGAGGGGCUGGCACGGAGCAUUCUGGGAUCUCAGCAGCCAUAACAGGCCGGGAGCCAGCAGCCGUCCCGGCCCGAGGCCCGUCAGCCAGCCCUGGGGGGCACAGGGCGCUCGCAGGCUCAGGGCGAGGGGAGGGCCUGCAAGGGGGGCGGGGAGACCCAGAUCCCCUGGCCUGUGAGGACGACAGCCAAGGCCCAGCCGGUCUAACGCUUCUAGCAGCACUUCCCUAAGCCGCCGGCUCCAGCAGCCCCCCCAUCUCAGCCCUGGCUCCCGAGGGGGCAGGGAGCCGGUCCCCUGUUUAUACGCUAUGUACUGUACGGGAGGGGGGGCAUAUUAAACUGCCUUACAGACCGGG
Messenger RNA from Trachemys scripta elegans, 2139 nucleotides. It is a transcript of the gene TMEM198, whose product is annotated as transmembrane protein 198. Lineage: Eukaryota; Metazoa; Chordata; Testudines; Emydidae. Bases 293 to 1336 code for a protein of 347 amino acids. The record is from RefSeq and is a predicted model, not a curated record. Gene Ontology annotation, cellular component: plasma membrane; vesicle membrane. The transcript is spliced from 5 exons.